This is a messenger RNA of Calliphora vicina (urban bluebottle blowfly), 1684 nucleotides long. RefSeq names its product Alkaline phosphatase 11 (gene Alp11). Lineage: Eukaryota; Metazoa; Arthropoda; Insecta; Diptera; Calliphoridae. The record is from RefSeq and is a predicted model, not a curated record. Gene Ontology annotation, molecular function: alkaline phosphatase activity. Bases 1 to 1593 code for a protein of 530 amino acids. The transcript is spliced from 3 exons. Gene Ontology annotation, biological process: dephosphorylation.
AUGUCUUCAAACAAACUUCUGGGCAUUGUUAUAGUUUUAGUAAUAAACCACUUAAUAAAAUCUACAAAAUGUUUGGAUCCUUAUCAUGGAGUAUUGGAAACAGAGUUAAAUUCUCAAGGACGCAGUGUUACUAAGGAACGACAAACUCCUUCAAAAGAAAUGAAUACAGAGUAUUGGUUUGAUCAAGGACAAAAUAGUUUAAAGAAUCGGGUGAAUGUAAAACAGAACAAUGGAAAAGCUAAAAAUGUAAUAUUCUUUUUGGGGGAUGGCAUGUCAAUUGCAACACUAACAGCGGCGCGCAUACUUAAAGGACAGCGACAGGGUCUAAGUGGAGAAGAGUCAGUUUUAACAAUGGAGGAAUUUCCUUAUACUGGAUUGAGCAAGACUUAUUGUACUAAUGCUCAGACGGCCGAUUCCGCUUGUAGCGCCACAGCUUAUUUGACGGGAGUCAAGACCAAUUUACGUUUAAUAGGUGUGAAUGCUAAAGUAGACUAUUUAAAUUGUAGUGCUUCUAUAGAUCCUAAAAAUCAUGUGGAAUCUAUAGCAUUGUGGGCUCAACAGGCGGGCAAAUCCACUGGCAUAGUUACUACCACGACUAUAACUCAUGCCAGUCCUUCUGGCAAUUAUGCUCAUGUAGCUAGCAGACAUUUUGAAAGUGAUUAUGAUAUAAUUAAAAGUGGUAUACCUUAUACAGAGGAUUGUUUGGAUAUUGCCACACAGUUGAUAGAAAAUGAGCCGGGUAAAAAUUUCAAUGUUAUGAUGGGCGGAGGUUUAACUAAAUUUAUACCUGCGACACAAAAUGAUACAUUCGGGUCGGUGGGAGAACGACAAGACGGCAAAGAUUUAAUACAACAGUGGAAAGUAGCAAAUCCUCAGGGUGUUUUUGUGUCCAACUUGGAGGACCUAAAUAAUUUGGAUUAUAAUAAAACCGAAAAGAUUUUAGGACUUUUUCAUUCCGCUCAUUUAGAUUAUAAUUCUCGUAAGAAAGUACUGAAUCCCUCUCAGCCAAGAUUAAAAGAUAUGACAGCCAGCACCAUAAAAAUGUUGCAGAAAAAUCCUGAAGGCUUUUAUGUGUUCAUAGAAGGUGGUCGCAUUGAUCAUGGUCAUCAUCAAACUAGAGCUGGUUAUGCUUUAGAUGAAACUCUAGAGUUUGAUGAGGCAAUUAAAACUGCUGUGGAAAUGACCAAUGAAGAGGAUACUUUAAUUGUGGUAACAGCCGAUCAUUCACAUACCAUGUCUAUGGCUGGCUAUCCGGGGCGUGGUAACCCAAUUUUAGGUUUAAAUGAAUAUGAUUUAGAUUUGGAUGGUGUACCCUAUAGUGUGUUAAAUUAUGCUGUGGGCCCUAAACAGUAUAUUGAAGUUAAGGAUAAUACCUGGAAACGUAAAGAUUUAAGGGCAGAGCAUCAUGAUUUUAUAGUUAAACCCAGUUACAUUAAAAAAGCAUCUGGUCAUCAUGCUGGCGAAGAUGUGGCCAUAUUUGCACGAGGACCACAAUCGCAUUUAUUUACCGGCACUAUGGAACAAAACGUUAUACCUCAUUUAAUGGCCUAUGCUGCUUGCAUAGGCAAGGGUGCAAAGUUGUGUGAGGAGUAGCUGUUAAGACUUGGAUUUUUUGUGUGAAGAUAUUAACAUUAUGAACAACUUUUUGUAGAUUAAAUAAAACUUUUAAAAUAAAUAUAAAACA